AGUGCCACAAUAGUACCUUGCUUAUAUAAAGAACUGUGCGGGCCGUUUCAUUUGUUAAUUGUGCCAACUGAGCCGAGACACAAACAUUAUAUAGCCAUGAACACAUUCGCUACUUUGGCAGUUCUCUUCUGCGCCUGCCUCAUCGGCAGCUGCCACGGAAUCUACGGCGGCGGUGGCGGCCAUGGAGGCUACGGACGCCAGCAGGGAGGCUAUGGACAGAGCUCCAAUGGAGGUGCCGCUUCGGCUGCCAGCUCCGCUGCUGCCGCUGGCAAUCAGCGUCCCGUAGAGAUCAUUGCCGGUGGACCCCGCGGUGGUUAUGGCCAGGAGAUCCUGCGCCCCAUUCAGCUGGGCUAUGGCGGACAAUCGCAGCGUGGACCCCAGCACGGCAGCUACGGUCGUCGCGGUGGCUACGGACCACGCUGGACUGUCCAGCCAGCGGGCGCCACUCUCCUGUACCCCGGCCAGAACAACUACCGUGCCUAUGUCUCGCCUCCGGAGUACACCAAGGUGGUGCUGCCCAUCCGUCCCGCCGAGCCCGUGGCCAAGCUGUACAUUCCGGAGAACCACUACGGCAGCCAGCAAGGCUACGGCAAUCAGGGCAGCUACGGCCAGCAGCAGCAGCAGAGCUACAACGUCGAAGCUGGACCCAGAUACUAGAAGGCUACUCUCCUCCUCCUCCGCCUCCACCUCAAUCCCCCUUCUCAGUGUGGAUUCGCUCCCGUGCAGCGCGAAUAAAAAAUACAAAAAGAAAACAUAA
This is a messenger RNA of Drosophila obscura, 757 nucleotides long. It is a transcript of the gene Cp19, whose product is annotated as chorion protein S19. The transcript is spliced from 2 exons. Gene Ontology annotation, cellular component: egg chorion. NCBI's taxonomy places the organism in Eukaryota, Metazoa, Arthropoda, Insecta, Diptera, Drosophilidae. Bases 97 to 657 code for a protein of 186 amino acids. The record is from RefSeq and is a predicted model, not a curated record. Gene Ontology annotation, biological process: multicellular organism development.